AUGGCCACCCUUUACAAAAGCCCCCAUGCCCGCACCUUCAUCUCCUCCUGCCUCCGCCUCCAUCCGGUGCACCUCCGCAAACCUCUCAAUUGCAUCUCGGACUUCCAAGCAUCGUUUCCAUACCACUCGCCAACCCGACGGGAUUUAUCAACACUAUCCACCAUGUCCGCAAUCAGUAACCUCCCUAAAACAUUCCGGGCAGCUGUGCUCACGGGACUGAACCAGCCUCUGGAGCUGCAGUCCUUGCCCUUGAUCCCCCCUGGUCCAGGCCAGAUUCUAGUGAAGGUGCUGGCGUGUGGGAUCUGCCACACUGAUGCCUUCGUCGCGGCGGGGAUAAUCCCGACGUCGUUUCCAAGGAUUUUGGGACACGAGAUCAUCGGGGAGGUUGCUGCGCUGGGAGAGGGGGUGAAGGGGUUUAGUCUUGGGGAGAGGGUCGGGGGCGGAUGGCAUGGUGGCCACGACGGCACCUGCCCCUCCUGCGUCAAAGGCGCCCACCAGUACUGCGCCAACGAAGCCAUCAACGGCGUCUCCAUGAACGGCGGUUACGCGGAAUACUGCCUCCUCCGCCACGAAGCCGUCUCGCGCAUCCCCCUCGACGCCGACCCCGCCUCCACGGCUCCCUUCCUCUGCGCCGGCACGACCGUCUUCAACGCCCUCCGCCACAGCGGGAUCAUCCCCGGGGAGGAAGCCGUCGUUGCCGUCCAGGGCGUCGGAGGGUUGGGCCAUCUGGCGGUGCAGUACUCCAAGGCUAUGGGGUACAAGACUAUCGGAGUCUCGACGGGGAGUGACAAGAAGGAGUUGGUGAUGGGGGAGUUGGGGGCGGAUGGGUAUAUCGAUUCGCUGGUUGAGGAUCCGGUGGAGAGGUUGCAGGAGAUGGGAGGGGCGAAGGUGAUUGUUAGUACGGCGCCUAGUGCGAAGGCUAUUGGGGGGUUGCUGGGGGGGUUGGCGAAUUUUGGGAGGAUGGUGGUUUUGGCGCCGGUUGGCGGGGUGGAGUUUGAUACUUUUUUGAUGGUGACGAAGGCGGUCUCGGUUAGUGGGUGGUCGACGGGGACGGCGGUGGAUGGGGAGGAGGCGGUGGCAUUUGCGAAGAGGAAUGGGGUGAGGUGUUUUGUCGAGAGGUUUGGGUUGGAUAGGGUGAAUGAGGCGUUUGAGGGGAUGAAGGGGGGGAAGCCGAGGUUUAGGAAUGUGUUGGUGAUGGAAUGAGGACGUGGUGGUUUCUUUGCCGCCGUAGGGUAAUAGACACUGUUCAGUGUUGGCAAUCUUAUCCCAAUAAGUCACU
Podospora pseudopauciseta is the source of this 1279-nucleotide messenger RNA. RefSeq names its product putative secondary metabolism biosynthetic enzyme. The record is from RefSeq and is a predicted model, not a curated record. Gene Ontology annotation, cellular component: cytoplasm. Bases 1 to 1203 code for a protein of 400 amino acids. Lineage: Eukaryota; Fungi; Ascomycota; Sordariomycetes; Sordariales; Podosporaceae. The transcript has 2 exons. Gene Ontology annotation, molecular function: alcohol dehydrogenase (NAD+) activity; zinc ion binding.